This is a messenger RNA of Penicillium angulare, 1260 nucleotides long. RefSeq names its product alpha/beta hydrolase. The transcript is spliced from 5 exons. The coding region runs from base 1 to 1260 and encodes 419 amino acids. The record is from RefSeq and is a predicted model, not a curated record. NCBI's taxonomy places the organism in Eukaryota, Fungi, Ascomycota, Eurotiomycetes, Eurotiales, Aspergillaceae.
AUGGUCGAGCUGCAGCCCAUUUUGAAAAGGGCCUACUGGGCUCUUGCAGCCGGUGGAUUGCUUUAUGUCCUUUUUAUCUGCUCCUUGACUUUUCCAGAAGUCCAGCGCCUUGCUCUCUAUGUCAACAAGUUCAAUCCAAGCUACUGGCAAGAUAUAAAUCAGGUUGAACAAUUUGGAUUUCUCAAGACCCAAGUUCAGCCCUUCAAUUUAAAGACACCCGACAAUGAGACCCUUUACGGCUGGCAUCUGUUGCCUCUGCAUCUUGUGCAUGAGCACGAGAAUGAGUUAAUGAAGAAUACUCCAUCUGGUCCAGCCGAAGACUAUACGAAGACUGUCGCUUUUAAGACUUUGGCUAGUAAUCCCAACGCCAGAGUUGUCGUGAGUUUCCACGGAAAUGCGGCUCACUUGGGAUCUGCCAAUAGGCCAAAUGGUUACAACACUCUACUGGCAUUGUCUACUCCAGAGAACCCCAUUCACGUGUUUGCAUUGGAUUACCGCGGAUUCGGUGCUUCAACUGGCAGUCCCAGUGAAGAAGGAUUGAUCACCGACGGUGUAUCUCUGCUCAACUUUCUCACCGCAGGUCCGCUCAAUGUCCCCACGUCGAGGAUUGCAAUUGUAGGACAGAGCCUAGGCACAGCAGUCACGGCAGCGGUUGCCGAGCGAUUUGCAUUUGGCUCGCCAGAUCCGAAAGCGAUUCAGCCUGCCAUAAAAAAUGCCGAGCCAUUCGCAGGUGUAAUCUUACUUGCCUCCUUCAGCAAUAUUGUUAAUGUUAUUGAGUCCUACAGUAUCAAGGGAUUCACGCCACCCAUGCUAUCUCCAUUGAUUGGAUACCCACGCUUUAAAAAGUGGGUGUUGAGCCACCUUGUCGACCACUGGGACACUGCUGCGAGGGUUGCUCGUCUGGCUGGUAUCAACGCGGCAGACCCCGACAUGUCUGGCUUGAAGUUCUCCCAGAAGGACUUGGAUCUUACAAUCGUGCACUCGAUGAACGAUGCAGAUAUUCCCUGGUAUGAGGGUCGGCGGGUUUGGCAGGCUGCUACCGGCGAGAACAUUGAAGGCGCCCCAGGAGAUUUGACCUUCGAGAAGAAUGAUUCUGGAGGCCCCAAUCAAAUAAAAGUCUGGGAGCAUAGGUUCACAGGCAAUGAUGGGGCCGAGGUUGUGAAAAGAGUCCGAUGGGAGCGUAUACAAUAUGGAGGUCACAACAAGGUUGCUUCUUCCUCUGUUGCCGGGCUUGCCGUUCUAAGAGCCUUUGAAAACUGA